Molecule: messenger RNA, 1619 nt
Organism: Sinocyclocheilus grahami
Lineage: Eukaryota; Metazoa; Chordata; Actinopteri; Cypriniformes; Cyprinidae
Product: transmembrane 6 superfamily member 1-like
Exons: 6
Coding region: 183-1055 (290 amino acids)
Biological process (GO): lipid homeostasis; regulation of lipid metabolic process
Cellular component (GO): endoplasmic reticulum-Golgi intermediate compartment membrane; endoplasmic reticulum membrane
Source: RefSeq, a predicted model, not a curated record
AACGACACGACACACAGCGACACAGAGCAGCUGCACACUUCAGCCUCAGGCACUGGAUGCGUUAUUACACUUUCUAGAUAUUUCAUCCGAUAGCUAUUUAUUGUUGUUGUUUUUAUAUAUAUUGCUUGUGUAGUUCAAUAGAGCUCAGCUGAUUUCAUAUUCGUGGAUUCCUGAUUCCUCAAAUGGAUUUUCCUCCAGAGAUCAGUGUUUUUAUUCUGUCUCUGACAGCACCUUUUAUUCUCUACACAAUCAACCAUGUGCCCUUCCUACAAGAUCCACAGGUUAUACUAGCAAUAGGCAUUAUGGUUCUUACAACGAUAUUCCUCCUGGCAAACCGCAGCGUCAAGAGUACAAAAUCCACCGACCCGCUCUACUACGUGUUUGCUGUGUUUUCCUUCACCUCUGUUGUCAGCAUCACCAAUGCACUGCAGCACCACGGAUUUAUCAAGGGCUUCAUGGACUUUUAUAUAAGCAAGGUUAGAUCUCUCUCUCACACACACACUCACCCUCACACACACACACACACACACACACACACAAUGACCUGUUACUUGAGAUGUUGUGCUGUUGGUUUCUCUUCAUACAGCAAGCCGUUUCGCAGUUUGGCUCUCGUUUGGGCCGGAUCCAUGAUCGCCAGUCAGAUCGUCUUAAUCACAGGCGUUGUAGUAGGUAAAUAUGGAAAAAACCUCCCUGCUUUCUGGAGAAACGCCCCUUCUCUGGUUUUACCCAUAUGGGCGGCGGCAAAGCUUUUCAACAGGCCGAGAGAGCUGUCAAUCAUUCCUGCGGACAAGGUGAAGUUCCAGAUGAUUGACAGCACAGUAUUGAUUCAAUCCUCUAAGAUCCACAUGCAGUGGACUCACCUGGGCGCGUCUGUUCACUCGCGCACACCGUUCACCUACAGGAUCCCCAAAGACGAGUGGAGGCAGGUGGUCACGCUGAACCUGCUGUACACAGCCGUGCCCGUCCUCCUCGCCGUCCGCUGCUACAUGGACCAGACCUUCUUCAUGAAGAGUGUUCCUCAGGAGCAGGCCAGCAACGGCAAGAAGAAGAAUUAAAACCCUCAGCAUUCACACGCUAGAACAUGCAUGCGUCCUCUUUACAGGAGAGAGACUCCGCUGUCAGCUGAAACCACCAGGGAUUAUUUGUAAAAGCAUCAAUAUAUCAGUGACUAUAUCUGUAUCUACCAAUAUUAGUGGUUUUGAAAUGUCCAGCGAAGCCUUUCCGUCUGAUUAGGCUGGUCCCAGCUAACAAAAAUAAGUUCUAAGACAUUUCGCUAACAUUCCCAUUCAUGUUCAAAACGUCCAGUUACAAAUGUUACGUUAAUGGAACAUUCCAUUGUAUCACUUUGCAACAUUAAGGAAAUGUUACUUUUGAAUGUUCUAUGAAAACAGAAAAAAAAAGUUAGACACUACAAAGUUCCAUUAACGAUAUAUAACUAACGUUUUUGUGCUAACAUUUUGAUAACAUUGUUAAAGACCAGAACAUUUUGAACAUUUUAUUAACGUUACUGCAAGAACGUUUUUUUCAUAACAUUGAGAGAACCUUUUCAGAACGUUCCGAGAACAUUCCCUGUUAUUGUAAGCAGAUUCAAGUAUUUGGCCGUAUUUUUUCCAAUUCAA